Messenger RNA from Siniperca chuatsi (mandarin fish), 599 nucleotides. It is a transcript of the gene meig1, whose product is annotated as meiosis/spermiogenesis associated 1. The annotation marks the transcript as partial. The transcript is spliced from 3 exons. Gene Ontology annotation, cellular component: nucleus. The record is from RefSeq and is a predicted model, not a curated record. NCBI's taxonomy places the organism in Eukaryota, Metazoa, Chordata, Actinopteri, Centrarchiformes, Sinipercidae.
UGCCUCGGAGUAGUCCGUUUCGUUAUUGUUCUGCUCCCAACGUUCAGUCACGUCCUUUGGCGCCAUCUUCUGGACGUUUUUGGCUUCUGUCCUCCAACACAGAAGAAGAAAGUUCACGGUAACCAGGCAACCAAAGAGAAACUAUAUAACUAUCACCGCCCCGCUUGCCAACUGACGUCUGGAAAGCAACUAGCUAAUUUUAAAACACUAAUCAUCACCACUAUGUCCUUUACUACUGGUAACAACUCCAAGCCGAAGUCCAUGAGCAGAGCCAAAGGAUGGACGGCAGAAGUGGAGAACCUGUUCAGAUUCCAGCAGGCGGGCUACAGAGACGAACUGGAGUACAUACAAGUCAAACAAGGGGCUUUGAUUGACAAAUGGCCAGAGACCGGAUUUGUGAAGAAGCUCCAACGUCGAGACAACACAUUUUAUUACUACAACAAGAAAAGGGAAUGUGAGGACCGUGAUGUCCACAAAGUCAAAGUCUAUGCAUAUUAAAGUGUUCUGGACUCCAUCCAUUUAUUAUUAUAUCAUCAACAUAUACACCCCCUUUGAAGAAGAAGAUCUCUAUUUUCAAUAAAGGAAUUUUUAAAACUGCA